Protopterus annectens (West African lungfish) is the source of this 1451-nucleotide messenger RNA. RefSeq names its product leucine rich melanocyte differentiation associated (gene LRMDA). Gene Ontology annotation, biological process: melanocyte differentiation. The transcript is spliced from 6 exons. NCBI's taxonomy places the organism in Eukaryota, Metazoa, Chordata, Ceratodontiformes, Protopteridae. The coding region runs from base 1 to 651 and encodes 216 amino acids. Gene Ontology annotation, molecular function: protein binding. The record is from RefSeq and is a predicted model, not a curated record.
AUGAAGAUCAAGCCUUCCCCUCUGCUGCGUUAUGAAACUCAUUCAUUCCCCACCCCGAGGAUAAGAGCCUGCUUUACAACUUGCUCCCGUCAGAGGUCACUGGAAGGAUUGAAAGAAUUCAGCUGCCUGGAAGAGUUGAUUUUGGAUAAUAAUCUCCUCGGAAAUGACCUCCGGUUGCCGAGGUUACCAUACCUUCAUACUCUAACUCUCAACAAGAACCAGAUAACUGAAUUAGACAGACUGCUGAAUCACUUGGCGGAAGCCCUGCCUUCUCUGGAAUAUCUCAGCCUUCUGGGAAAUGUGGCCUGCCCAAAUGAGCUUGUGAGCUUGGAAAAUGACGAGGAUGAUUACCAAAGAUACAGGUAUUUUGUUAUACACAAACUGACAAAACUGAAGUUCUUAGAUUCACGAAAAGUGACUGCGAAGGAAAGUCUGGAAGCUAAAGCAAGAGGUGCCUAUAUGAAGGUGGUGAAACCCAGGGAUGGUGUGGUUUCCAGUGGCAGUGAUUCUGCUUGUGACGAAACACCAUACACACCUCUACCUCAGUCGAAAGAGCCUGCCAGUCCCUCUGGGAUUCUUACCAAAUGUCGAUAUGUAUACAUUGGGAAGCAUUCUGAGGGGAACCGAUUUAUUCGGGAUGACCAGCUGUAGGAGCAAGUCAUGUUUUCAUCUCUUAAUCUCUUCUAAGAAAAGAUCAACAAUUUACCUCUACUUUUAUGCAUCCAAGCAUUUCACAUCAUCACAAACAUAUGCCCACAUUUGCACUGUCCCACACAGGUAUGUAUGCACACUGCAACUUCAGGCUUGUAGUGUCGUUUUCUGAUGUCCCUGUCUCAGCCUGAAUAUGUCCAGAGAGACUGACGCGAUUGCCUCAAAACAAAUCCUGUCUGCCGGAGUAACAGACAACUGUAUCCAGGUGCUAGAGAUGACAGCGUGAACACCAUGAUGGAUUGCCUGGUCCAACUACUGCUCAUGAAUGGUCAAAGGUCACAUCUGGAAGUGCAAUGAACAUGGUUGCAUUGACUAUACUAACUUACUGAAUGAUACUCAGAUUGACAUCAAAUAACAUGAUCAGUGUAUUAGAUAAGAAAAACAAGGUAUCCAUUCUGAGUAAGUCUGUGUGAUGAUGAUUUCAGUACUGAUGACAGGUCAAGAAAAAUGCUGGCAAAAGAUGUUAUUUUAGAAACACCACAUUAACUUUAAUUUCUGUUCUGUAGUUUAGUUUCCCUUUUUGAGUUAUACUAUAGGAUGCAUAUUGUUAACUGUAAUUCUUUGGCCAAAAACAUGUUGUCUCAUUAAGGGUAGUUUCAGCGAACCCAAAUAAAAAGAAAGCAGUUCACUGAAACCACUUUCGUCGACAGCGGAAAUUGCCUUUUUCUCCACUGCUGUGUGGCCUUGGAGAUGGUAUAUGUAUAUGUGUGUAUAUAUAUAUAUAUAUAUAUAUAUAUAUA